AUGGCCACAGCAGUGACGGCCGAGGCAGUGAUGCCCAAGGCUCCCUACGUCCCCCAGGAUGUCCAGCAGGUGUCCUCCAUGGUCAAGGCGCUGGAGGCUGCGACGAAGAAGGGCGGCAAGGAGAAGGGCGCUGCCAGCUUCUCCUGCAAAAAGAACUCCUUCUCCGUCAAGGGGUCCCAGGAUGGGAUCAAGGUGGACUCCUGGAAGAUGCAGGAGUGGGACUACAAGAAGCGCGGUCUGCCCACAUAUGCCCGCGGCCUCUUCACAACGAGAAACCGCCAAAACGAGCACGAGAUCGUAACCCGCGGCUACGACAAGUUCUUUAACGUCGAGGAGGUCCACGAGACAAAGUGGGAGAACAUCCUCAGCAGGACAGCCGGACCUUACGAGCUCACUCUCAAGGAGAACGGCUGCAUCAUCUUCAUCUCAGGUUUGGAGGAUGGCACACUGCUCGUGUGCAGCAAGCACUCCACGGGAGACCGCGCCGACGCAGAGCUCAGCCACGCCACUGCUGGCGAGCGUCUACUCGAGAAGCAACUGGCUGCUAUCGGCAAGACGAAGGAGGACCUGGCCCGCGAGUUGAGGGAUCGUAAUGCCACUGCAGUAGCCGAGCUUUGCGACGACUCCUUUGAGGAGCAUAUUCUCGAGUACGGCCCGGACAAGGCCGGUCUGUACAUCCACGGAAUCAACCUGAACCUGCCAGAGUUCGCAACAUACCCCAGCGCCGUAGUCCAGAGCUUCGGAGACACGUGGGGCUUCAAGCAGGUCGGAUUGAUCGUAAUGGAGGACGUCAACGAGGUCAAGAAGUUUCUUGAAGAUGUGGCAGAGACCGGUGCCCACGGCGGCCGCGACGUAGAGGGCUUUGUCAUUCGCUGCAAGGAGAGUUACAACCCAGAGAAGGCCGCCUACCGCGACUGGUUCUUCAAGUACAAGUUUGAGGAACCUUACCUCAUGUACCGCCAGUGGAGAGAGUGCACAAAGGCCAUGAUCUCUGGCCGCCCACCAAAGUACAAGAAGCACGUCAAGAUUACCGAGGAGUACCUUCUCUACGCCCGCCGUCGCCUCCAGGCAGAUCCUCAACUCGGCAAACUCUACCAGCAGAACCACGGCAUCAUCGCCCUGCGCAACGACUUCCUCGCCUUCAAGAACAUGAAGGGUUCCGACGCAGCUAACCUCGAGCUCGAAGAGCCUUCCAACGUCAAUAGUGAUGUCACUGGCGAUGUGAUUCUCUGCCCCAUCGCCACCAUCGGAUGCGGCAAGACCACGAUCGCGGUUGCUCUCACGCAGCUCUUCAACUGGGGUCAUGUUCAGAACGACAACAUCUCGGGCAAGGGCCGUCCUCCCCGCUUCACCAAGAUGGUACUGGACCUUCUCAAGGAUACGCCCGUCGUUGUUGCCGACCGGAACAACGCCCAGAAGCACGAGCGAAAGCAGCUCAUCACCGAUGUCAAGCUCCAGCAUAAGACCGCCCGCCUUGUCGCUCUCUACUUCAACCACGAUGACAGCAAUGUUGACGAAGUCCGCCGUAUAACCCAGGAGCGUGUCCUCGCCCGCGGUGACAACCAUCAAACCAUCCAUGCCGCCACAGAUGCCGAAAAGUUCCUUGGUGUGAUGGAAGGGUUCGUCAGCCGCUUUGAGCCCGUCUCCGCCUUCUCCCCUCCUGACAACGGCUUCGACAACGUGAUCCAUCUCGACCCAAUCGCUGGCAGUCGUGUCAAUCUCGAAAGGGUCAUCACUGAACUCCGCAAGAUGUACCCCAAUCUGAUCCCCGAGGUACCCUCUGCCGAGCGCCUCGACGAGGUCAUCCAGUCCGCCUUCAUCGAGUACAAGCCCGAGUUCAAGCAGAACAUCCCUGAUCGUGGCCCCCGCAAGCAGCCUCAGCAGCAACAGUCCAAGAAGCCGAAGAAGAAGCCCCUCGAGUACAUGUCUGUCGACGUCCCGGCCCAGGAGGUUCGUGGCGUCCUCGACGGCGCCUUCAACAAGGCGGGCAUGCCUCUCGCGCGCUUCUACAAGCAGCUUGUUCAGACACGUCGGGUACAGCCCAAGUUCCAUGUCACUCUGAUGCACCGCGCAAGCGCCAAAGAGCACCCGGAGUUGUGGCAGGAGUACCUCAGCACACACGCUGCCGCAGAAAGCCAGGUCGAGAACCAGGCUGACAUUCCCUCCUUGGGCCAGUGCGAUGUCGACAUGGAACGGGUGGUAUUCGACGACCGUAUCAUGGCGAUCGUCGUGCGUCUCGUUGACCCGAGCAACUCGGGCUUCUGGAGGUGCACCAAUGCUGUGGCCCACAUCACGGUCGGCACUCGUGACGACACUGUCAAGCCCAAGGAGAGCAACGACCUGUUGGCGCGCUGGCUGGAGCAGGGUACUGGCGAGGAGACAGGUAUCAACGAGCUGGUCUUUGACAACAAGCCGAACUUGCAUGGGGUUGUCAGGGGUGUCCUUUCCAGAUAG
Molecule: messenger RNA, 2454 nt
Organism: Colletotrichum chrysophilum
Lineage: Eukaryota; Fungi; Ascomycota; Sordariomycetes; Glomerellales; Glomerellaceae
Exons: 2
Coding region: 1-2454 (817 amino acids)
Biological process (GO): tRNA splicing, via endonucleolytic cleavage and ligation
Cellular component (GO): nuclear inner membrane
Molecular function (GO): phosphoric diester hydrolase activity; RNA ligase (ATP) activity; ATP binding
Source: RefSeq, a predicted model, not a curated record